Nothoprocta perdicaria is the source of this 1146-nucleotide messenger RNA. RefSeq names its product family with sequence similarity 124 member B (gene FAM124B). The record is from RefSeq and is a predicted model, not a curated record. Lineage: Eukaryota; Metazoa; Chordata; Aves; Tinamiformes; Tinamidae. Gene Ontology annotation, cellular component: nucleoplasm. The transcript is spliced from 5 exons. The coding region runs from base 121 to 1146 and encodes 341 amino acids.
GGAGGCCAGGGCCUCACUGCGCCUGCCGGAGGCAGCACCGGCCGCCUGAGGUGCCCAUGGCCGCGGUUCUACCAGCUCUGGAGCCUCCCUUCUCCCUGCUGACUGGCAAGUGCCUCUGCCAUGGGUGACAGAGCAGACCCUUUGCUGAUGACCGUUCAUCUUCUUGCCAAUUCAGGGCGUUCGUCGCUUCUGCAGCAAACCCUGGACCGGCUGCUGGGGUGGAUCUGCCCGGGCACCCGCCUCUUCCUUGUGUCUGAGUGCGCGACUCCGUUGAAAUAUUAUGAGAGUUUCAGCCACGGCAAGAGAAGCCGUGGCUUUCCCGGCAUGUCCGUCCUCCUUUUCCUGCACGAGGACUCGGGAGCAGAGCGCAUUUGCCAGGUCCACGAUAUCUUCCAGCACCCUCCAUGGCGCUACCAGCGCUUGCCAGCGUCCCUGGGGCAGAGCCCCGCGGCCGGCGCCGCUCGCGAGCCCUUCUACGGCCUGGGCGAGCAGCUGCCCGUGUGGGGCGUGCGGCGGGCGCACCGCGGCGCCGAGGCGCUCCGCGUCACCCUCUACUGCAGCUUCGAGAGCUACGAGGACGCGGUGCGGCUCUACGAGACGAUCGCGCGGCGGGUGGCGGCAGCGCGCGGCGAUGGCGGCCUGCAUGUGCUGGCGCUGCGCGCGCCCGGCCGCGCCGCCCUGCAGCUCGGCCUGCAGCGGCUGCCCCCCGGCGCGGCCGCCCGGCCCUGCCAGGCCUCGCUCCUAGAGUUCAGCGUGCGGGAGAUGGGCCGGCUCGUGCCGCUCCUGCCGCAUCCCUGCGUGCCCAUCAGCAGCACCAGGUGGCACACGCAGGACUACGACGGGAACAGGAUUCUGCUUCAGUUUCAAGACAACUCCAAGCACAGCGAGAAAAGCGAUGGCUUUUCCAACCAGCAGAGGAAGUCAGGCCCCGACAUCCUCCUCCAUGAGCCCAUCCCGGUGCCCUUCCCGAUGGAGCCGGCCGGCGUGGAGCGGAGCAGCCGGGCGCCCGGGGCCGUGCCGGGCGGCCGGAGAGCGGCGCCAGCCAUCCCGCCACAGAGGUCUUGGAUCCAAGUGGCAGGUGAAGAUGGAAACUGGGGGCAGCAGCAGCUCCACGUGACAGCCAGGGUGGUGAUCAUUGCAGGCUGA